Messenger RNA from Sitophilus oryzae (rice weevil), 970 nucleotides. Its product is annotated as putative lysozyme-like protein. The transcript is spliced from 4 exons. Bases 66 to 938 code for a protein of 290 amino acids. NCBI's taxonomy places the organism in Eukaryota, Metazoa, Arthropoda, Insecta, Coleoptera, Curculionidae. The record is from RefSeq and is a predicted model, not a curated record.
AGAAGACCGACCCAUCGACCCAGCCAUCACAGUGCUUGGUGCGGUGCGGUGUCCUCGUCGCCAAAAUGAAGCCGUACAGUGCUAUUAUAGUGUUCGCCUUUUGUAUACUCGGAGCUUUAGGUUCCGAAGAACUGUCCGGAACUUUCGGUAGUGUUCGCGACGCUUUCCACAUCUACAGCGAGUGCAAACACUCGGACGGAUUAGUGCCAUGCCUCAAGAUGAAAGCCCUCAAGCUCGUCGAUAACCUCGGACAGAUCGAGAACCUCAGCAUUAUCGAAGGUGUUGAGAUCAAAGGAAAACCGGAAGAAGCUUCUGCUUCGAACCAAUCGACCAUCGAGGAAGUUGAGAAAACCCUUCCGAGAUCCCUUGACGCUAAAAGUGACGCAUUAAGCAAAAUCUUAGUUGACAGGAUCGCAAGAAUGAUCGGAUCAAAAUCCAUCGAAAUAUCUAUUCCUAAAGUGAUGGAAUCAGCUCGUAAAGGAGGAGAUGAUUCAGACAAGUUUGGUGAUAUUGGAGACUUGUUUGGAGGUGGCGGCGGCGGCGGACACGGAGGCGGUGGCGGUGGUGGAGGCGGUGGCAAGAAAAAGGGAGGAAAGAAGAAGGGAGGCGAUUCUGGUUUGAAAGAAUUGUUGAUGCAAAUCGUAGCCAAAAAAAUCGCCCUCAUCCCUCUCUUCAUUGCUGGUCUCUUCGUGCUGGCCCUUAAAGCCCUUACCGAUGCCAAGGUAGCCCUUCUGAUUGCCGGUAUCAUCUUCGCCAAGAAACUGAUCGCUCAGAAACACGCUGGAGGUAGCACACAACACGUUUCAGCAGGAUGGAGUAGUGGUGGAGGUGGUGGCGGCGGAUGGAACAGCGGUGGAUGGAGUGGAGGUUCCGGAGGCUGGGACCGACGAUCCAUCGAAGCCCAAAAACUGGCCUACAAAGCCCAAAAACAGGCGUAGUACAAACCAGUGACAUUUAUAAUGUCAGAGAA